CGGAGCCUGCGCUGAGGGCGGGCAGCAGAGGGUUGAGGCGCCGGCGGUGCGAGAAAUCGGGUUGAUAGUGAAUCAUCUGAGAAAUGGCCACGCGCCUCAGAUCGGCUGGUAAGAAAUGUACGGUGAUCGGCGGGUCGGGAUUCUUAGGCCAGCACAUGGUGGAGCAGCUCUUGGAGAAGGGUUACACCGUCAACGUGUUUGAUAUUCAAAAGAGGUUUGACAACGACAGAGUGCAGUUCUUCCUGGGAGACCUCUGCGACAAAGAGGCUUUGCUCCCAGCUUUACAAGGUGUGUCAGUGGCAUUUCAUUGUGCAUCACCAGCACCUUCAAGUGACAACAGGGAACUGUUCUAUAAGGUGAAUUUUAUGGGAACCAAAGCAGUCAUUGAAGCCUGCAAAGAAGCUGGAGUGCAGAAACUGGUGUUAACUAGCAGUGCCAGCGUGGUUUUUGAGGGCACAGACAUAAAAAAUGGAUCAGAAGACCUCCCUUAUGCAAAAAAACCUAUCGACUAUUACACAGAGACGAAGAUCCUACAGGAGAAGGAAGUGCUCGCUGCGAAUGACCCAGGCAACAAUUUCUUCACUACUGCUAUUCGUCCCCAUGGAAUAUUUGGUCCUAGAGACCCUCAGCUGGUUCCCAUCCUCAUCCAGGCAGCUAAGAGCGGCAAAAUGAAGUUCAUAAUUGGGGAUGGAAAGAACUUGGUAGAUUUCACCUAUGUGGAAAACGUGGUCCACGGACACAUCCUAGCUGCAGAAAGUCUUCAGGAAGGCUCUCCCCUGUGCGGGAAGGCGUUUCAUAUCACAAAUGAUGAACCAGUUCCUUUCUGGACUUUCAUGUCCCGUAUCUUGACUGGCUUGAACUACGAUCCUCCCAAGUACCAUAUUCCCUAUUGGCUGGCAUAUUACCUGGCCCUCUUCCUGUCUCUAGUGCUGUGGCUGCUGAGUCCGCUGGUCACCAUCAAGCCCACUUUCACCCCGAUGCGGGUAGCGUUAGCUGGAACAUUUCACUACUAUAGCUGUGAACGGGCCAAGAGAGACAUGGGCUACAAACCAGUGGUGAGCUUGGAUGAAGCAAUAGCCAGGACUCUGCAGAGCUACCCCCACCUACGCCGGGCUAAGGCCUGAGAAGUCCCAGAUGGAUUUUUUUUUUUUUUUCCUACUUGAUUUUCGUAAUUGCUUUGACAUCCUAACAUGAACACUGAAGCAAACUUCGCUAAUUCUCUGGAACAGGGAGUUUUCCCAAAGUCCCUCCUCCUCCUCCUCACCAUUGUCAAGAUGGCUUUAUCUGGGUUGAAAAAAACUCACGUAGGAGCUGUGCUAACAGUUCUUUUCUUUGAUGUGACUUCUUGUUUUGAAACAGCUGCUGAACCCUACAGACUAUGAAUAAACACCCUGCUGUGCCCUCUUCAAUCCCAACCCAGCACAUCAGCAUUCCUCCCUCUUCUCUCUCCACCCUCGUCCUCUGUUUUGUUGCUCUGGUGAUAACAGCCGCCUCUUCUCGUAGCUGCAGACUGGUUAAUGAAACACUUCUCACGACUGG
Messenger RNA from Phalacrocorax carbo (great cormorant), 1539 nucleotides. Lineage: Eukaryota; Metazoa; Chordata; Aves; Suliformes; Phalacrocoracidae. The record is from RefSeq and is a predicted model, not a curated record.